GGGCGAGCUGUUGACAUGAAAGUUAUAAAUAAGGGGAAGUAUAAGCUGCUCACAUUUUGCAGUUAUUUCUUCAUAAGUGCAGCCAAACCUGACCGAGGAAGCCGCUUAACAAUACCAGCUCCAGAGAUUUUAGUGAUGGAAUCUCUCGCAGUAGCCAGCGGCAACUUCACAGUAGAGUUUUUCAAAAAGCUGAAUCAAUCAUCCCAAGGCAAAAAUAUAUUCUUUUCACCCUCGAGUAUGUCAUUUGCUUUGGCCAUGGUCUACCUAGGAGCAAGGAAGAACACUGCCACCCAGAUAGCUAAGGUGCUUCAUUUCCAUUCAAUAAAAGAAACCGAAAAUUCUUCACAGGAACCGGACCUCAGCAAAGAUGAACUUGUCCAUGUGGCUUUCCAGCAACUGAUUUCUGAAAUCAACCAACCCAGGGCCACAUAUUUGCUUAAAACCGCCAAUAGACUCUAUGGAGAAAAGACUUUCAAAUUCAUUACAGAAUACCUGCAGCUUGCUAAGAAAUACUACCACGCGGAACCACAAUCAGUUGAUUUUUUGAGGGCUGCAGAACAAGCCAGGAACCAAAUCAACUCUUGGGUUGAAAGACAGACUGACAACAGAAUCCAGAAUCUGUUGCCUAAAGGUGCCAUUGAUUCUCAAACUGUAUUGGUCCUAGUAAAUGCCAUUUACUUCAAGGGACAAUGGGAGAAAAAAUUUCAGAAAGAAAAUACCAUUGAAAAAUCUUUCAGACUGAGUAAGAUCCAAACAAAGCCUGUGCAAAUGAUGUUUCUACGGGACACGUUUCCGGCUUUCUACGUUGAGACCUUGAGAGUCUACAUUCUUGAACUACCCUAUGUCAGCAAUGACCUCAGCCUUUUGAUCCUGCUUCCUGAAGACAUCACAGAUGAAUCUACCGGUCUGGAAGUGCUGGAAAAAGAACUAACAUAUGAGAGGCUAGCAAUAUGGACCAGCCCAGAAAUGAUGGAGAAAACAGAUGUGGAGGUUCACCUACCGAGGAUCAAACUAGAAGAGAGUUAUGACCUCAAGUCUACUCUAAGCAGCAUGGGGAUGAAGGAUGCCUUCAAUCAAAACCAAGCUAAUUUUUCAGGAAUGUCAGCCCAAAAUGACUUGGUUUUGUCAGAGGUAUUUCACAAGGCCUUUUUGGAAGUCAACGAAGAGGGCACUGAGGCAGCAGCUGCCACUGCAGCUGUUAUUGUAACGAGAUCAGCUGUGCAGCCAAUAAAAGUUGAAGCAGAUCAUCCUUUUCUUUUCUUUAUCAGGCAUAACAAAACCAAGAACAUCCUUUUCUUUGGCAGAUUCUGCUCUCCUUAGAACACUUCAUCGCUUCUGCCACUUUAUCAAUAAUUCUGUGCAGAUAAAGGCUGGAAUCUGAAGUGCACUUAAUAAGGCAGGGGUUCAGCUAAAUUCAGUACUAUUUUCUGAGUAUAAAAUGCUUGGCAGCAAAGAAAAAAAUACUGAGCCCUAGAUUUAGACCUAAUGUUGGUUUUAAGGCAUACCAAUAUGUGCAAACUUUUUUGUCUUAUCUCUGAUAUACAUCACUGUUGCCCUGUUUCUUUCAAAAUAAUAAAGGGCAUACAUUUAUCAAAGAAGAAAUGGUGUCAGGUCACUCUCGCCUUUUGAGGUCCCUCCCAGAGCCCCACUAAUCAUGGUUGUCAAAACAAAUGUAGCAUGUGAUGUUUUUCUCCUGGGUUUGGAGUUUUGCUAUGAGCAAAAAACAAUUGGUGGAUGUGAUAUUUCAGUGAGAGUGAAAGCAUUAACAUUUAAGAAACUCAAAAAAAUGUGAGCUGAUGGAGUAUGUAGAAUUCGAAAAGAAAUGUGUAAACCAUGUCUUGUAAAACUUACCUGAAACCUUGCACCCAAUGUUAUAUUCACAGGGCAUUAUUGUUUAUUUUGGCAAAGCCAGAGGUCAGAGAAUGAGCUCAGUGGAAAUGCUCUCUAAAACAUAUGUUGGGAAGCAUUCACAUAUUUUUUUUAAAAUCCCAAGAUCGAUUAGCUAACUAGAUGCAUACCAUGUAUGAAGGUGAUCCUGUUCCAAAGGUGAUGAGCCAUGUUCAGAA
Molecule: messenger RNA, 2066 nt
Organism: Pogona vitticeps (central bearded dragon)
Lineage: Eukaryota; Metazoa; Chordata; Lepidosauria; Squamata; Agamidae
Product: serpin B10
Biological process (GO): negative regulation of endopeptidase activity
Molecular function (GO): serine-type endopeptidase inhibitor activity
Source: RefSeq, a predicted model, not a curated record